GACAACCCGGACUUCGCGGCCUACCUGUCGGAGCUCAGCUCCUUCGGGGUGGAGAAGCUGGGCCGGGAGCCGGAGAGGCUGGCGGAGGAGCGGGCUCAGAUCCUGCAGCAGACCCGGGAGCUGGCCUUCUCCAACUACCAGACCUUCAUCCGCACCGCCGACUGCACCGAGCACAUUUACCGGGACUUCGGCCGGGUGGAGAGCAGCGUGUCCCGGCUGCUGGACAAGCUGCCCCGCUUCGGAGAGAAUUGCAGGCACUUCACGAAAGAGGCGGAGGAGAUCGGAGCGAGCCGCCGGAUGAACAGCCUCACUCUGAACCGCCACACGGAGAUCCUGGAGAUUCUGGAGAUUCCUCAGCUCAUGGACACCUGCGUCCGCAACGGCUACUACGAAGAGGCUCUGGAGCUGGCGGCGUACGUGAAGAGGCUGGAGAAGAAACACUCGUCGCUGCCCGUCAUCCAGGGCAUCGUGCGUGAAGUGCGUCAGUCUGCUCAGCUGAUGCUCAACCAGCUGUUGCAGCAGCUGCGCAGCAACUCCCAGCUCCCCGUGUGCCUCCGCGUCAUCGGUUACCUGCGGCGUAUGGACGUGUUCACGGAGGCGGAGCUGCGGGUGAAGUUCCUGCAGGCUCGCAGCACUUGGCUGCACUCCAUCCUCGCCGCCAUCCCUGAAAACGAUGCUUACUUUCACAUCACCAAGACCAUCGAGGCCUGCAGGGUGCACCUGUUUGACAUCAUCACCCAGUACAGAGCCAUCUUCUCUGACGAGGACCCUUUGCUGCAUAAGUACGGCCAUCUGGGCUCCAUCGACCUCGCCGCAGUCCUCGAGCCUCUGGACUUCCUGCUUCCUCAGAAGGAGCCGCCGGUGCCAGAGGUCGACAUUACGGCUGAAUUGAACAGCCUGACGUUUGACGCGGAGCCCAAAGAACCGGCAGCAGAUCCAAACUCGGCGCCGACAACAUCCAAUGUCAGAGACUCAAAACCCGGAGCUGAACUGACAAAGACGGAGUUUGAAGAGCCGAAGCAGGACGAGGAGUGA
Neolamprologus brichardi is the source of this 1035-nucleotide messenger RNA. Lineage: Eukaryota; Metazoa; Chordata; Actinopteri; Cichliformes; Cichlidae. The record is from RefSeq and is a predicted model, not a curated record.